This is a messenger RNA of Dunckerocampus dactyliophorus (ringed pipefish), 3190 nucleotides long. Its product is annotated as zinc finger protein OZF-like. The record is from RefSeq and is a predicted model, not a curated record. Gene Ontology annotation, molecular function: DNA-binding transcription factor activity, RNA polymerase II-specific; RNA polymerase II cis-regulatory region sequence-specific DNA binding. Bases 241 to 1563 code for a protein of 440 amino acids. NCBI's taxonomy places the organism in Eukaryota, Metazoa, Chordata, Actinopteri, Syngnathiformes, Syngnathidae. Gene Ontology annotation, biological process: regulation of DNA-templated transcription. The transcript is spliced from 2 exons.
UGGCGUUUGAUGGAGAAGACGUUAUUGCGGUGGACUUUUCCUGUUUUUUUAAUCCAUGCGUACGCGUACACAUAUAAAUCGCGUAAUAGACUAAACAUCGUUGACAAUUGUUUGUAUCUGGACACAUUAGUCUAAACGCACAUUGACGCAGUCUCGGGUUAGCUUAGCGUGCUAGCUGCUAACAAAGAGACGUGGAAGUUAUCAACACGUUGUUAAGCAGAGAGAAAGUGUUUUGAUUGUAUGAAAAUGUGCGAAAGAACGACAGCAGAGUACGAGGAGGAACUUUCUCCAACAAAAGAGGACAACGGGCGACAUCAUCAACUAUUGGACAUUGUUUUCAAGAAGCAUCAAGUUGUGUUACACAGAACAGACGUCAGUGAAGAACAUCUUCACCCUGAGCAGCAGGAGUGGAGCUCUGGGAUGAAGCAGAAGGAGCCACAGCCCCCCUACAUUAAAAAGGAAGAGGAGGAGCCACAGCCCCCCCACUUUAAGGUGGGGCAGAAGGAGCCACGUCCCCCCCACAUUAAAGAAGAAGCAGAGGAGCCACAGCCCCCUCACAUUAAGGAGGAAGCGGAGGAGCCACAGCCCCUCCACAUUAAAGAGGAAGAGGAGGAUUACAGAAUCAGUGAGGAGUUCCCAGUGAUUGGUGUCCCUGUGAAGAGUGAAGAUGAUGAAGAAAAAGGUCAAAGUGAGGAGAAGAGAGAGGUGGAGCCUCCAAGCAGCAGCUCAACUCAACACAUGACAAUAGAAGCUGAUGAAGACCACUGUGGAGGAUCACAAGCAGACAACCUCUUAGCUCCACUAUCAGAUAGUGACGACACAACGUCGCACUCUCCUGACACUGAUGAUGAAGACGCUAAAGCUGAUAAGACAUGUCAAACUUACAACACACACUUUAAAUGCUCUCAAUGUUGCAAAACAUUUAAUGACCGUAGUAAUCUGAAAAUGCACAUGAGAAUACACACAGGAGAAAAACCAUACAUCUGUUCAGUGUGUGGUAAAAGUUUCACUCAGAAAUCAAGUCUGACAGCACACACGAGAACGCACACUGGAGAGAAACCCUUUAGUUGCUCAGUUUGUGGCAUAACAUUCGCUCAAAAGUUUUCAAUUGUGUCACACAUGAGAAUACACACCGGAGAAAAACCCUUUUGUUGUUCAGUUUGUGGUAAACAAUUCUCCCACAACAGUAGCAUGGUUAAACACAUGAGAACACACACAGGAGAGAAACCCUUUAGUUGUUCAGUUUGUGGUAAAAGCUUCACUGUGAAGGUAAACAUGGUGUCGCACAUGAGAACGCACACCGGAGAAAAACCCUUUAGAUGCUCAGUUUGUGGGGAACGAUUCUCCCGAAAGUCAAACAUGGCAUCACACAUGAUAACGCACACGGGAGAAAAGCCUUUUAGUUGCUCAGCUUGUGGUAAACGAUUUUACGACAAAAGUAGCAUGGUAAAACAUAUGAUAACGCACACGGGAGAGAAACCUUUUAGCUGUACACUUUGUGGUAAAAGUUACUCGUAUAAGACAAGUUUGACAGCACACAUGUUGACACACAACAGAGAAUAAACAUUUUCCUUUGCAGUCUGUGCUAAAAGAAUGUCAAAUCAUAGAAGUCACACAGUGAUGAGCUGCUGUGUGUAAACCACCAAAUUCCCUCAUGACUUCCACAUUUGUGUGCAGCCAUGUUGAUACACAUUGUAACAAGCUGAGAGGAACAUCAAUGUCUGAUAAAAUGCUGCUUGUCUGAAAAUGUGCCUCAUUUUCUUUUAUUUAAAUAUGUCAAUUAUAAAAACCUGCAUAAAACCCUCCACAAUGAAGCCCAACCCCUGACAAGGGACCGACCCAAGAAGGCAGAGCUUGGAUUCACUCCUAUGUUGCCUGGCAACACUUCUCCUUCCUGUUGAAACCUGCAUGGGAGUCCAAAGUAUGGCCUCGGGCCAUCUGUGGAAUGAAAAUUAAAUUCCUCGGGCACGGCCCAUUUUUUUAGGUCUGUUUUCAGUGAAGGAUGUCAACUUGCCACAUGACUUUGCUUGAGAGCGUGUCCUUUUUAUUGUCCUCUGGUCUGGUGAGCAGCAGCGAUCUUUCUCUGCUUUCAACUUUGUUCAGCAGGAACUGGAUGAGCUCAAGCACCCUCCAUUCACCACUGAAGUCAGUUGUGCGUGUGUAGGCCAAGGUCUCAUUGUGAUGAAUGGCAGUUUCAUGCUGUGACCAAAAUCCUAUAAAAUCAUAUUUAUUGAUUUAUGGUUAUAGAAACUUACAGAGCAGGAGAAAACCUUUCUUCAUCAGUGCUUGAAUACAAUCAAGUUCAAAUACAGCACAUGCAGCGUUCACGUCCUGUUAACCAGCUUCAAAAUAAAACACACUUCUUUUUCAAAUAACUACCAUUAGCUGGUUUCCCAUAUCUUUUCACCACAAAUAUUUCUAGAGCUCUUUUAAUGUAAACCAAAACUAAAUAAUUCCCUGCCUGUUUUAAAAACUUAACUCAAAAUAGUCACAACAGAACACGAAUAAGGUUUUUCUCUGGUGUGUAUUCUCAUGUGCCUUUUUAAAACGCUAUUUUGUCCAAAACCUGUACCACACACUGAACAGGAAAAUGGUUUCUCACCAGUGUGUACUCUCAUGUGUCGCACAAGGCUCGUUUGGUAUAAAUAGCCUUUGCUGCAGCUUGGACAGGAAUAUGGUUUGUCUCCAGUGUGUAUUGUCAUGUGUCUUUUUAAAUGACCUUGUUGUGCAAAACCUGUACCACACACCAAACAGGUAUAUGGUUUCUCACCAGUGUGUACUCUUAUGUGUUUUUUAAGGUUGGAUUGGUCAUGAAAGCUUCUGUUGCAGACUGAACAUGAAUAUGGUUUUUCUCCAGUGUGUAUUCUCAUGUGUUUUUUAAGGUUUGUUUGGUUCCGAAAGCAUUUGCUGCAGUUAGAACAUGAAUAUGGUUUUUCUUCAGUGUGUAUUCUCAUGUGUUGUUUCAAAUGACUAUUUCGACCAAAACCUGUACCACACACUGAACAGGAGAAGGGUUUCUCACCAGUGUGUAUUCUCAUGUGUUUUUUAAGGUUUGUUCGGUAAUGAAAGCUUUUGCUGCAACUAGGACAUGAAUAUGGUUUUUCUUCUUCGGGGUGUAUUGUCAUGUGUUGUUUCAAAUGACCAUUUCGUGCAAAACCUGUACCACACACUGAACAGAUAAAUGGUUUCU